AUGAACAAGAAGAACCAGACUGUUGUCACCGAGUUCUUUCUCCUUGGCUUCGGAAGCCUACAUGGCUUCCGACUCCUUCUCUUCCUACUGUGUUUCUUGAUCUAUAUCACGUGCAUGAUUGGAAACGUAAUGAUUAUUGCUCUAGUAUCCACCAGUCAUCUCCUCCGGUCGCCCAUGUACUUCUUCAUCUGCCACCUGUCCCUCUCCGACAUGCUGCUUACCUCAGACAUUGUGCCCAAUUUGCUCCAUAUUAUUCUGGAGGACGGAAAAGCCAUGCCAUUCAUCGACUGCAUCACCCAGUUCCAACUCUUUGGUGCUUCCACCGGCACCGAAUGUCUUCUGCUCACCGUCAUGUCUUACGACCGGUACUUGGCCAUCUGUAAUCCAUUGUCUUAUACGUCAGUAAUGGGCAUGAAGCUUAAAUAUCACCUGGUCGCUGGGUCUUGGGCAUUGAGCUUUGCAAUCACGCUGACCAUCGCUGUUCUGAUGUCUAAUCUGUAUUUCUGUGGCCCGAAUGUCAUUGACCAUUUCUUCUGUGAUUUUGUGCCCAUCCUCCAACUUUCCUGCUCCGACACUCACCUUGUGCAGAUGGUUGACCUCAUAUUGACGGCACCGGUGACUCUCUUACCAUUUAUAUGCAUCAUUGUCAGCUAUAUCUGCAUCUCUGUUGUGAUUGCUAAGAUCCCCACUGGUACAGGAAGACAGAAGGCCUUCUCUACCUGUAGUUCUCAUCUGACCGUCGUUUGCAUAUUUUAUCUAUCACUCAUUGCUAUAUAUCUGGUUCCGGCUUCGGGACGGUCUGUGGUUGCCCUAAAGAUUCUCUCCUUAAUGUAUUCGGUUAUUACCCCGUCUUUAAAUCCUUUAAUAUACUCUUUACGGAACCAAGACAUCAAAGUGGCAUUUGCAAAAUUGGUUUGUUGGAGGUGA
Pseudophryne corroboree (corroboree frog) is the source of this 927-nucleotide messenger RNA. Its product is annotated as olfactory receptor 5G3-like. NCBI's taxonomy places the organism in Eukaryota, Metazoa, Chordata, Amphibia, Anura, Myobatrachidae. Gene Ontology annotation, biological process: G protein-coupled receptor signaling pathway. Gene Ontology annotation, cellular component: membrane. Bases 1 to 927 code for a protein of 308 amino acids. The record is from RefSeq and is a predicted model, not a curated record. The transcript has a single exon. Gene Ontology annotation, molecular function: olfactory receptor activity; G protein-coupled receptor activity.